AUGCUUGUUGCUUUUUUCACCGUAGUCUCUUUUAUAAACGCGCUAGAAUUUCAAGAGACAACCGAUCAGAUAGAAGAAGGACUAGAAUCUUGCACGGAUCCUGUAAUCGCUAGAAUCGCAGGAGGAGAGCCAGCAAACCCCAGUUCUUGGCCGUGGCUGGUUAGACUUGCAAUAGAAGAUUCAAGAUUUGGAACCCUAACUUGCGGGGGAACGAUCGUUUCGAACAAAUAUGUUCUUACUGCAGGUCACUGCCUGUAUUUCGCCACGAAAGUCGUCGCCACUUUCGCCGAUGUUAGCAUAGCCGAAAAUGAAGAAGAUGAAUUUUCGCUCGAGUCGACUAUUUUUCAUAUUCACCCUGAUUAUGUCGGGCUCAAUCGAGACAUGGGACUGAUAGAAUUUGACGAUAUUUAUGGAAACGAAAAGACUCCUGGUUCAAUUCAGACUGUUUGUUUUGCAGGAUUGGGCACAAGAACUUUGGGAACCGAAGCUUGCUGGACCGCUGGGUGGGGCGAACUAUCCUACGCUGGCAAGACUCCUGAUGAGCUUCAUUCAGUUGGGCUCAAUAUUUUCAGCAAAUACUACUGCUACAGAUACAGUUAUCCGAUGCCGUUUUACGAAGAUGAUAUCUGCGCCGGAGCGCCGGAUAAGAAUGGAAAUGGACUGACUGAUGCAGGGACAGACACAUGCAAAGGUGAUUCAGGAGGGCCGCUGAUUUGCAAUGUCGACGGGAAAGCCACGAUGGUUGGUUUGACAAGUCGGGGAGUUGGCUGUGCCUUUGAAGGGUACCCAGGAUUGUACACAUCGAUCCUCGAAAAUUCUGAUUGGCUUAGCUCCAUGCUCGGUUCAUCGAAAUUCAGAGAGAUUACAGCAAGUGAAACAUCAAGAUUCUCUUGUGCUUUGAAUAAAACUCUCGACUUUUUCGGAAACUGUAUCGAGCCAGAAAACAAUCGAAAAGAGUGGAAAACUAACUGGAGCGAGUGCAAAAACGGCCAGCGCACUAGAAAAUACAGACUUUUCUCGUCGAUUACAAAGGCUGCAGAUUCAACGUCCACGCAUUUUGAUCUCAAAAUCGGACCAACAAUACCAGUCAGAGAAUCAUGCAACGAUCCAACGGUCCAAUGCAGCGAAGAACAUGCAAUCUACAAUACUUCCACAAAAACCUGUGAACCCCAAGAAGGUUUCACCCGCACAAGCUUUGGAAUACUCCCGCAGUCGGUUGAAGAACUCGGCGAUGAUAUAAUUUCAGAAGUGACAAAGAGGAUCAAUAAAUUGUUUUGGGUUGUUGCGAGGGCGGAUCUCGUCAAAUUCGAUCGCUUGACGAAAACCUUAAAGGACGCAGAAGAUGAUAUGAUGAAAAAAGUCAAAAGAGCCUGUGGCAAAACUAGCCAGCGGCUCAAUCCUAGACUUUAUGAAGAAUUGAAGAUAAUGCACGAUAUCCUGCAAAACACCAUAAAACCCUCCUCAUCCAAUAUCGAUGCCCUUCGAAAAGCGAUAAAACUUCUCAAUCGCUACCAACAAAAUACAAUUUUCAACUGCCCGAAAUCCGGUUAUGGCCCAGAUCCAACAGAUGAAGAGGACUCUGGCGGAGUCACGUGCGUAGAAGGAAAAGCCAGCGCUGGAGGAAACAUGAAUUUGUAUCACAAAUGCAAAAUAAUGCUGAGAAUGAAGAAUAUUUUCGAGCAAACCUUGCUUGUGCAGUUUUGA
Molecule: messenger RNA, 1704 nt
Organism: Oikopleura dioica
Lineage: Eukaryota; Metazoa; Chordata; Appendicularia; Copelata; Oikopleuridae
Source: the annotation of a GenBank genome assembly